AUGAAUAUACUGGAAAUACCCAAGUAUCUAUUUUUUUUAAAAAUAUUUUUUGAGAAAAUUAUUUCAAUUGAAGAUAUAUUUUAUUAUAUUGGUGACAUUAUGAAAGAAAUGAUGGAAGGACAAAAUAUACGAGAAGAGAAAGUAGCUGAAUUAUUAAAAGAUAGAUUAGAUUUAUAUAUAGAUAAUGAGGAUGAAUACGAGAUAUUAAAAGAAAAUGAUAUUGGCAUGUUAUUAAAAUCUUCAUUUUCUAAUUUUAUAUUAGAAUCUAUAGGAUGGACAUAUGAGAAUAUUUCUAAUAUUGUUUUAGAAGAAAAAGAAUUUUCUGAUAUAAAUAAAAAAGUUAUAUAUAUAAAAGAAGUCAAUGAGAGAAUGAUUAGAAAUUCAAUUAUUUUGAGACAAUGUAAAAGUUGCUUUAUAUCUAUAAUAAAAAGUUAUUAUCCUUUUAUAAAGCAGGCACAAUAUGUGUCCUCAUCUAAUUAUGUAUUGAAUGAUAUAAAAAAUAAUAUAGACUAUCGUAUGGAUAAUAUACAUAGAUCUAUUGAUAAUUCAUACAAUGAAUAUAUAUUAAAUUUAUUAGAGGAAGAAAAAAAUAAAAUCCUAGAAGAUAUAUUGAGGAAUAUUUUAAAAAUUAUUUUGUGUGAUGUUGAAACAAAAGUAGAACAUCAACACAUAUAG
Molecule: messenger RNA, 675 nt
Organism: Plasmodium falciparum 3D7
Lineage: Eukaryota; Apicomplexa; Aconoidasida; Haemosporida; Plasmodiidae
Source: RefSeq, a predicted model, not a curated record